Wyeomyia smithii (pitcher-plant mosquito) is the source of this 1924-nucleotide messenger RNA. It is a transcript of the gene CCT8, whose product is annotated as T-complex protein 1 subunit theta. NCBI's taxonomy places the organism in Eukaryota, Metazoa, Arthropoda, Insecta, Diptera, Culicidae. Gene Ontology annotation, molecular function: ATP binding; ATP hydrolysis activity; ATP-dependent protein folding chaperone. Gene Ontology annotation, biological process: protein folding. The coding region runs from base 106 to 1746 and encodes 546 amino acids. The transcript has 2 exons. The record is from RefSeq and is a predicted model, not a curated record. Gene Ontology annotation, cellular component: chaperonin-containing T-complex.
CAGAACAGUCUGUCAUUUUCUCGCUGCAGCAUUUUUUCAUUCCAAGUAAAACAUUGUCAGUGCGUCGCAGUUUGAGGUUAUCCGUAGAAAAAUCUGUGCAUAAAUAUGGCCUUACAUGUUCCAAAAGCUCCCGGUUUUGCUUCAAUGCUAAAGGAAGGCGCUCGUGCGUAUUCCGGCUUAGAGGAAGCAGUGUACCGAAACAUUAACGCAUGUAAAGAAUUCGCCGCAUCGGUGCGUUCCGCCUACGGACCAAAUGGCAUGAACAAAAUGAUCAUCAACCACAUCGAGAAGCAAUUUGUUACUUCCGACGCGGGAACUAUUAUGCGAGAACUGGAUGUGGAACAUCCAGCUGCAAAGUUGAUGAUUCAGGCGAGCCAAAUGCAGGAAGCGGAAGUUGGUGAUGGCACAAAUUUUGUGAUCAUUUUCUGCGGAGCGUUACUAGCUGAAGCAGAGGAACUGCUGCGUUUAGGUGUGACCACCAGUGAUAUUACCGAAGGAUUUGAAAAGGCACUAGAUAAAGCACUGGAAAUUCUGCCCAAGCUUGUGUGUCAUGAAGUCAAAGACUACCGUAAUACUGAGCAGGUUAAGGAGGCGAUCAAAGCGUCGAUUAUGUCCAAACAGCUCGGAUUCGAGGACUUUAUUUCGAAGCUGGUCACGGAUGCGUGUGUAUCGAUUCUUCCAGAGAAGACCACUUUUAAUGUUGAUAACGUAAGAGUUUGCAAAAUUUUGGGUAGCGGUUUGUUUACAUCGGAAGUUGUCCAUGGGAUGGUGUUCAAACGGUUUGUAGAAGGAGAAGUUGAAUCCGCUAAGGACGCAAAGAUUGCGUUGUACUCUUGUCCGGUGGAUAUUAUUCAAACGGAAACCAAGGGAACCGUUUUAAUCAAAACCGCUGAAGAAUUAAAGAGUUUCAGCAAAGGCGAGGAAAGUCUACUGGAAGCACAAAUUAAAGCGAUUGCUGAUACUGGAGCUAAAGUAGUUGUGGCCGGUGGAAAGUUUGGAGACAUGGCACUACACUACAUGAACAAAUACGGAUUAAUGGCAGUUCGUCUGAAUUCCAAGUUUGAUUUGCGCCGUCUUAGUAAGGCAGUUAAUGGAACGGUAUUGCCACGUUUGACUCCGCCAAGCUCUGAAGAGUUAGGCUAUUGUGACAACGUGUUCGUUAACGAGCUGGGUGAUACUUCAGUUUGUAUUUUCAAAUCCGAAGGCGCGGAUAGUCGAAUCGCUACUAUUGUGAUUCGUGGUUCUACCGACAACUACAUGGACGAUAUCGAAAGAGCAAUCGAUGACGGUGUUAAUACGUUCAAAGGAUUAACAAGAGAUGGACGUUUCCUGCCUGGAGCAGGAGCGACCGAAAUCGAACUAGCUCAACAAUUGGCCGAGUACGCUGAUACUCUCCCAGGGCUGGACCAAUAUGCUGUUCGGAAGUUUGCUGUAGCUCUAGAGGCGUUCCCCAAGGCGCUAGCUGAAAAUACCGGUGUGAAUGCCACCGAAGUCGUCAAUCAGUUAUAUCUUUCACACAAGGAAGGGAAAAAGAACGAAGGUUUUGACAUCGAUGCGGAACUACCUUCGACUACCGAUGUUACCGGUACUAAAAUUUUUGAUCUGUUCCAAACCAAAUACUGGGCCUUGAAAUAUGCGGUUGGAGUCGCUUGUACGAUUUUAAAAGUCGAUCAAAUAAUCAUGGCAAAACGAGCUGGAGGACCGAAACCGCGACAGGGAGGAGCAAAUAGUGACGAUGAAUCGUAGGCUAUUUGAUUACUCCUCAUUAAUCGACUAUUAUAGGAUUGCUUAAUAACAUCGUACACAAUUUUCGUAACCGCUACCUAUCACCCAACUUACAUUAAUGCACUUAUUUCUGUUAAGCUGUACUGCAGUAACUGACGCUAAUGUAUUUGUCCACCUUGGGCAGAAAAACUACCACGUA